UAAAAACACCAUUUGAUUAUGGCAUUCAUCAUGAUUUGGAAAUGACAUUUGUUUAAUCUGUCCCUGCAGGAUUUGUGUGACCUCUUCUACAGCAGUUCAAGUACAUCAACACGUGUCAAGAUAUGACUACUCCCCAGAAAUUUGUGCUCCGUGUAUGUGUUGCAACAGAUGUUGCCAUGAAGCUCAUUCUAACCGAGCGACCACAGUGAGUAGAAGACCUCAAGAAUAUAAUGAAAGAGAAGUUUAAGCCAAGGCUGGACUGUGACUUUACCCUUCAGUAUGAGGAUCCUGACUUCAAUGGACAGCUCAGUGUUCUUAUGGAUAUUCAGGAGCUCUCUGAGAAAGGCACAUUGAAAGUGGUGAGAUCUGAAAGUGAUGCAUCCUCCACUGGAAGCUCUGAUACCGACAUACUCCCACAUGUAAAUUUAAGACAGCGUCAGAAGAACUGGCCAGAUUGUUUCCCUGUGCCAACUUUCUCGUAUGAAGUGGAGCAUGUACUUGCACAGGGAAAUGCUGCCUUUGAAAGUUCAGGGACGACACUGAAAUUAACAAGAGCCCAAAAACACAAUAUCCUGGAAAACAUGGCUGAAACAAUGUACAACUUCAAGCCAUAUCCACAUGACAAGGAAGUGGGUAUGGCUGCUGAAGCUCUAAUAACAGCUCAUCCAUGCCUCAGAGAACAUGGAACUAAGAGUGGAUGGUAUGGAUGGAAGGUUGCCUUAAAGUUCAAGAUGGGGAAUUAUCGAACUAAGUUGGCCAGAUCUGGUUGUGUGGAGGUCUCCAUCAAUGCAGGCAAGAGGAGUCAAACCAACCCUGAGAAUGAUUAUCCCCAUUCUAACAUCAAAAGAGCCAGAAGAGCUGAGGUGAAUUACCUUCCCAACUUCCCCAGGGGAGAGAAUCAGGCAACGUUGGAGGAAAUGAGAGUACAAAUCAUACAAGAGACUGAAAAGACUGAAAGAGACCAGAUACUGAUAGAAAAGCUCAUGCACACAACCUUUGCCCUUCGCCGCCAACACAUUGUUGAAGGGAGUCCACAGGUGAGGGAAUUCUUGGAGAACUGGCCGGCCUUACAAAUGCAGUCACAGGUGUUUGCUGAGUUCCAUCGCAUCACAAAUGUGAAUCCACGCAACCAGUUUUACUGUAAGCUUGACCGAUACACACCAAAACUAGUUGCAUUGUAUCGGCAGAAGGCCUCACGGACGGGGAAGACAGCAGAGGCGCUGAGAGAGAUCCUGAAAAUUUAUGACUUGGAAGAACAACAUGAUGUCAACAUGAGACGCACCCUGGCCCUUCGUGCCCUUCCAGUCUAUCUCCGUGAGGAUGACACAGAGUUCUUCAAAACCUGUAAUGGUGAAGAUGAGCUGGACACUGCUGAAACUCCUUUGGCGCUCCUGUCUGUGGUCCCUGACACUACUGGUGCCAUCCACUUCAGCCCUGAGAGCAUUUCUAUUGUGAUUGAGGAUGAAGUUGUUGUGAGUGAGCUUCCCAUGGUUGGCUGAUGCAUUUGUACUGUUGUUUGGUUUAAUCUAUGCAUUGCAUUUAGAUUACCCAAAGAAACUCACUCACACAUUCACAUUUAUUCAGAAACUGCUCAUGUGUCUCGAUGAUAACAAACCACUGAAACCGUGCCUACUGACCCUAAAAAAUGACUUGUUGAAAGAGUAAACAAGCUGAGAAAUUUGAGUGCAGGCACCCAUAAAUGUGAUCCAUAUCCAGUAUUGUUUCCUUAACAAGCACAGGUACUUUAACAACCAUGGUGUAUU
Molecule: messenger RNA, 1763 nt
Organism: Epinephelus moara (kelp grouper)
Lineage: Eukaryota; Metazoa; Chordata; Actinopteri; Perciformes; Serranidae
Exons: 5
Coding region: 231-1499 (422 amino acids)
Source: RefSeq, a predicted model, not a curated record